CACGAGUCUCGUUAAACACAAUAACCAACCAACCAACGUUCGUCUGCAAGUCCUCCUUUUGCCCUGGUUAGUUCUGAUAUUGGAACCGUCAGAUCUCGUCGGAUCCGCAACCCCGUUUGCUGACACCCAAAACAGUCGUCCGGGAUGCCGUCCUUUCCGUCCGUUCAGGAGCACUCGCCCUGGUUAGUUCUGAUAUUGGAACCGUCAGAUCUCGUCGGAUCCGCAACCCCGUUUGCUGACACCCAAAACAGUCGUCCGGGAUGCCGUCCUUUCCGUCCGUUCAGGAGCACUCGCCCACGCCCGUACCGCAGUCGUCCACGCUUCCCUCCGCCCCUCCUGGCUUCGUCCAGCCGGCGCCGUACGCCAUCGGACAGCCGCUGGCGAUGGCGGCUGACCCAACGUACACGCAGAUGGUCCAGGGAGGGGCGGGAGGGCCCGUUGUUCAGCAGCCGUAUGUGCAGCCGCAGCCGUUUGGCGGAGCUCACGUCAUCCACGUGGUCGAGGUGCAGGACAGAGCUGAAGAAUCUAUGCUCACCUGCGCAAAGGUGACAUAGAUCGAGAGAUGGGCAGAUGCUCGCACAGGCAGACAUUCUCCCUCUGUGUGUGUGGGCAGAUAUCGUGUGUGUUGUCGAUAUUCUCCCCCAUCAUCGGCUGCAUCGCCUUCUGUGUCAACCUGGAUGCCAAGAGGGGGACGGAGAGGUACAGGUGGGCCCGCUACUGCCUCAUGACCGCUUUCGCCGUCAUCGCUCUGGUCAUCAUCCUGCGGCUCAUCGUGCUGUCAGUGUGGUUGGGUGAGGUGUGAGCGAGAGCAUCUCGCUGGCCUGGCGCCUCCACGACGGCCGUGAGGGCUCGUUGUGUUGUGAUGCGAUGUUGGUGUUCUGCCUGCCCUGCUUUGCCGACUGACUGACGCCGCUGUGAGUGAUUUGGAGCACAUGAAGAUGUUUCCUGGCUCACACACUGCCGUGUGGGCAAGGCAAUGUCCUUUAUGCGGUUCAUGUUGGUCACGAAGGCUGUCUGUUGAAGUAGGGUUUUGUUAUUUUGUCAGCGUGCAUACAACGGGAAUGAUUGUGAGUAUCGCCGUCCUGUACAUCUGUGUCUGCUGUGCUGUGUCUAACCUUCCCUCCCUCUUAACUAGCCGAGUGUCGCCUGGCCUGUGCUGUGUGUGCAUCGAUGCAUCGAGAUGUGUGUGUGUAUGUGUGUGUGUGUGUGUGUUUCUGAAUAGGCCUUCCUUGAUUGACUUGACUGCCUUGUGGGUGGUAGGGCUGGGCUGCAGUGAGUGCAUCCCAUACACAGUACUGAUGCCGUCUGGUCUGGACGGACCCAAGUAGAUAGGGAGGGAAGGGAGAUCUGAUGGUUGUGAGGAGGCAGCUCUGAGUCGACCCUUCUGUUGAUUGACCGGGGAUGAAUGAAUGAAAGCCGUGUGCAAUGCAAUGGACCGAUGUGUCAGAUAGAUCG
Molecule: messenger RNA, 1455 nt
Organism: Vitrella brassicaformis
Lineage: Eukaryota; Vitrellaceae
Source: the annotation of a GenBank genome assembly